This is a messenger RNA of Grammomys surdaster, 3078 nucleotides long. RefSeq names its product myosin IH (gene Myo1h). Gene Ontology annotation, molecular function: microfilament motor activity; actin filament binding; ATP binding. Gene Ontology annotation, biological process: actin filament organization; vesicle transport along actin filament. The record is from RefSeq and is a predicted model, not a curated record. The transcript is spliced from 30 exons. The coding region runs from base 1 to 3078 and encodes 1025 amino acids. Lineage: Eukaryota; Metazoa; Chordata; Mammalia; Rodentia; Muridae. Gene Ontology annotation, cellular component: plasma membrane; actin cytoskeleton; microvillus.
AUGGAAGGGGCGCUCACCGCCAGAGACAAGGUCGGAGUGCAGGACUUUGUGCUAUUGGACGCUUACACCAGCGAGUCCGCCUUCCUGGAGAAUCUUCGCAAGCGUUUCAGAGAGAACCUCAUCUAUACGUAUAUCGGGACGCUGCUUGUGUCUGUGAAUCCGUACCAGGAGCUGGGAAUCUACACUGCCAGCCAGAUGGAACUUUAUCAAGGGGUCAAUUUCUUUGAACUACCACCACAUGUCUACGCCAUCGCCGACAACGCCUACCGCAUGAUGUGUUCAGAGCUCAACAACCACUUCAUCCUCAUUUCUGGAGAGAGCGGGGCUGGGAAGACGGAGGCCUCCAAGAAGAUUCUCCAGUACUUCGCAGUGACCUGUCCAAUGACGGAGUCCCUACAAAUAGCCCGAGACAGACUGCUGCUCUCCAUCCCAGUUCUGGAGGCUUUUGGAAAUGCCAAGACCCUCCGUAAUGACAACUCCAGCAGAUUUGGGAAGUACAUGGACAUACAGUUCGACUUCCAGGGCGUUCCUGUAGGCGGCCAUAUCAUCAGUUACUUGAUCGAGAAAUCCCGAGUCGUCUAUCAAAACCACGGCGAGCGGAAUUUCCACAUCUUCUACCAGCUGCUAGCGGGUGGUGAAGCGGGGCGCCUCGCUUCCCUGGGACUCGAGCGAGACCCCCAGCUGUACAAGUACCUCUCACAGGGUCACUGUGCCAGAGAGUCAUUCACCAAUGACAAGAAUGACUGGGAAACCGUGUGCAGUGCCUUCUCCGUCAUUGGUUUUACUGAAGCCGACCUUGAGAACCUCUUUGGGAUCAUUGCUAGUGUCCUACACCUGGGCAACAUUUGUUUCAAGGGGAACAAACAAGGCUGUGCCAGUGUCCCGGAUACCCACGAAAUCAAGUGGAUUGCCAAGCUCCUGGGAGUCUGCCCAGCUGUUCUUCUGGAAGCUCUCACCCACAGAAAGAUUGAAGCCAAAACAGAGGAGGUGAUAUGUCCAUUGACCGUAGAACUCUCUGUUUACGCCAGAGAUGCCAUGGCAAAGGCUGUUUAUGGGCGGACAUUUACGUGGCUGGUCAAUAAAAUCAAUUCUUCCUUAGUUAACAAGGAUUUCACCCAAAAGACCGUGAUCGGGUUGUUGGACAUCUAUGGCUUUGAAGUCUUUGACAAGAAUGGUUUUGAACAGUUUUGUAUAAAUUACUGCAAUGAGAAACUACAGCAGCUCCUGAUAGAGAGGACGCUGAAGGCAGAACAGGCCGAGUACGAAUCUGAAGGCAUCGAGUGGGAGCCUGUCCAGUACUUCAACAACAAGAUCAUCUGUGAUUUGGUAGAAGAGAGACACAGAGGAAUCAUCUCGAUUCUGGAUGAAGAAUGCAUCCGUCCAGGCCCCGCAACGGACUUGAGUUUCCUGGAGAAGUUGGAGGAGAAAGUGGGCAAGCAUGCGCACUUCCAAACGUGCGUACUUCCAAGCAUGCGCACUUCCAAACAUGCAAGAAAGUGGGCAGGCAUGCGCAUUUCCAAACGCGUGAGAAAGUGGGCAACCAUGCGCACUUCCAAACGAUUCUUGGAGAAAAACAAUGAUCUGCUUUAUAGACACCUGAAGGAGGUGCUGUGCAGCUCCAAGAAUAGCAUCCUGAGGGAAUGUUUCCUGGUGGCGGAGCUUGAAAAUCGGAGGCGACCACCCACGGUUGGGACUCAGUUUAAGAACAGCCUGAGCAGCCUCCUGGAAAUUCUCAUCUCCAAGGAGCCUUCCUACAUCCGCUGCAUCAAGCCCAAUGAGAGGAAGGAACCCAGCAGAUUUGAUGACUUCCUCAUCAGCCAUCAGAUCAAGUAUCUGGGGCUAAUGGAGCACCUGCGUGUGCGGCGGGCUGGCUUCGCCUACAGGCGCAAGUACGAGCAUUUCCUGCAAAGGUACAAGUCACUGUGCCCAGACACCUGGCCGCACUGGCGUGGACCCCCAGGAGAGGGCGUCGAGCGGCUGGUCAAGUAUAUUGGCUACCAACCUCAGGACUACAAGUUAGGAAAAACCAAAAUAUUCAUUCGCUUCCCCAGGACCCUGUUUGCUACUGAAGAUGCCUUUGAAUUCAGUAAACAUCAACUAGUGUCAAGAAUCCAGGCCACAUACAAAGGCUGCCUAGGAAGAAGGGAAUACGUGAGGAAGAGGCAAGCAGCCACCAAGUUAGAAGCCCACUGGCGUGGAGUCCUGGCUCGGAAGGAGAUCAAGAGGAGGAAGUGGGCGGUGCAGAUCAUACGCAGAUUCGUCAAGGGUUUCAUCAACCGUGACAAACCCCUUUGUCCUGACAACGAGGAGUUCGUCGUGCUUGUGAGGAAGAACUACAUCCUGAAUCUCCGCUACCAUGUGCCGAAGAACGUGCUGGACAAGAGCUGGCUGAGACCUCCGGGCAUCCUGGAAAAUGCUUCCAAUCUGCUCAGGAGGAUGUGCGUGAGGAACCUGGUUCGGAAGUACUGCCGUGGGAUCUCAGCCGAGAGGAAAGCCAUGAUGCAGCAGAAGGUGGUCACGAGCGAGAUAUUCCGGGGGAGGAAGGAAGGCUAUGCAGAGAGCUUAAACCAGCCGUUUGCCAGCAGCCGGCUGGAUGAAGGCAAGAUAAAUCCCAAAGUGCUUCAAGUGCUCGGCAGUGAGAAAAUCCAGUAUGGUGUCCCGGUCAUCAAGUAUGACAGGAAAGGCUUUAAGGCGCGGCAGCGGCAGCUCCUCCUCACGCUGAGGUCGGCAUACGUGGUGGAACUUUCCAAAAUCAAGCAGAAGAUAGAGUACUCGGCCCUGAGAGGUGUCUCCAUCAGCAGCCUUAGUGAUGGAAUCCUGGUCAUUCACGUCUCACCAGCGGACAAACAGCAAAAGGGGGAUAUCAUCCUGCAGUGUGAACACAUAUUUGAGGCAGCCACUAAGCUCGCCAUGCUGGUUAAGAAGGAGCAUGUCGUCCGUGUCGUCCAGGGAAGCCUACAGUUCCACGUCGGCCCUGGGAGAGAAGGCACGAUAGUUUUUGAGGCUGGAGAGGAAGACCAAGUCUAUAAGGAUAAAAACGGACACUUAAGAGUGGUGUCAGCAGGGAAGAAGACCUGA